Propithecus coquereli (Coquerel's sifaka) is the source of this 714-nucleotide messenger RNA. RefSeq names its product RasGEF domain family, member 1C (gene RASGEF1C). The record is from RefSeq and is a predicted model, not a curated record. The transcript is spliced from 5 exons. The annotation marks the transcript as partial. Gene Ontology annotation, biological process: positive regulation of GTPase activity; Ras protein signal transduction. NCBI's taxonomy places the organism in Eukaryota, Metazoa, Chordata, Mammalia, Primates, Indriidae. Gene Ontology annotation, molecular function: guanyl-nucleotide exchange factor activity. Gene Ontology annotation, cellular component: plasma membrane.
AUGCCCCAGACGCUGAGCACCUCCGACAUGGUCACCCCAGGCAACCUCAGCCCAGUCCCCGCCGAGCCCACAGAUGGCGAGCAGGCCAGGCAGCCCCUCCUGGACGGAGCUCCAUCCUCAGCCUCCCUGGAAACCCUCAUCCAGCACCUGGUACCCACAGCCGACUACUACCCCGAGAAAGCCUACAUCUUCACCUUCCUGCUGAGCUCUCGCCUCUUCAUCGAGCCCCAGGAGCUCCUCGCCCGGGUCUGCCACCUGUGCAUCGAGCAGCAGGAGCUGGACAAGCCGGUGCUGGACAAGGCCCAGGUCCGGAAGUUCGGCACCAAACUGCUGCAGCUGCUGGCCGAGUGGACGGAGACCUUCCCGCGGGACUUCCAGGAGGAGUCGGCCAUCGGGCACCUGAAGGACGUGGCGGGCCGCAUCGCCCCCUGCGACGAGGCAUACCGGAAGCGGAUGCAGCAGCUCCUGCAGGCUCUGCACCAGAGGCUGGCGGCCCUGGGCCAGGGGCCGGAAGGUCUGGUGGGCGCCAACAAGCCCAUCUCCUACAGGACCAAGCCGCCAGCCGCCAUCCACCGGGAGCUCCUCGGUGUCUGUAGUGACCCCUACACGCUGGCGCAGCAGCUGACGCACGUGGAGCUGGAGCGGCUGCGGCACGUCGGGCCUGAGGAGUUCGUCCAGGCUUUCGGGAACAAGGAUCGGCUGGCCGGCUCGAAG